Messenger RNA from Pseudomassariella vexata, 1992 nucleotides. RefSeq lists its product as uncharacterized. Bases 307 to 1557 code for a protein of 416 amino acids. The record is from RefSeq and is a predicted model, not a curated record. Lineage: Eukaryota; Fungi; Ascomycota; Sordariomycetes; Amphisphaeriales; Pseudomassariaceae. The transcript has a single exon.
CGCCAGGAAACCACUAAGCACGUCGUAAAGCAUUCGCACCUUUGCCUCCGAGUUGUCAUCAUUCCACCUGCCUGUGUCUGCAGCACACCAACCACACAACACCGCAUGCAUCAAUUGAACGACAACAUCAGAGCAUUCCAUCCACCGGGUCUCUGUUAUUUGACGAAGCCGAGAUAGACGAAAAGUUCAGGUGACUGGCUGGUUUCCCAGCAAUACCAGCCGAGUCGUGCACCCCGAUGCCAAUCACGAUCUGCCUCAUUCCGACCGAACGUGCAUCAGCAUCAAUAUUCCAUUCUCCCCCUCAACAUGGCACCUCUACUUCCAGCCCUAGCAGCAAGUGCCAGGACCUUACUGUCUAGAGCGGUUGGGUCUACAAACGGUCUCACCGACCGCUCGCCCUCGAACGCGCCAUCGGCACCUUUCGGUGAACUCGGUCCUCUAGCCGCCCGUUCUUUGCUCCUCGCGCGAGAUGACAGCGGUCAGAUCGACCCAAGCAAGGGUGCCAUCAACCCUCACGACAUCAACAACGGUGGUAUCUUCGCACUUUUCGCCCUGAUCGGCGUAGGAUUGGUUUGCGGUGGCAUCUGGUUCUUCUUCUGGGCCAAGAAUGGCGGCUUCGUGUUCAAGGAGAAUGACUGGGAUGACUACAAGACGACGGUGUUGAGACGCAGAGGCCCCAACGGCACCCUGUUGUCCAACGCAACCAAAUCGACCAAACUCGGCGGUGGCAGUAUAUACAAGGACCUGGACGACACUAGCACCGAGUACACAGGCGCGCAGACCCACUCCCACCUCGGCACGAACGACACGGCCAGCACGCUGUCAGGCAUCACAGCGGGCGCAUCGGACAUUGCAUCCCGGGAGAAGCGAGCCCGGAAGCGAGAGCGAAGGGAAAGGGAGAAGGAGAAGAAGAAGGACCGCAAGAGCCGCCACGGCCGCAAGGUCGGAGAAGACGGAGCCCUGGUCGACGAGGAAGCUGAGGCAGAGGCCAAGGAAGCCGUGCGUCAUUACCGCCAUGAGCGACCGGCCCGCGUCGGCGGCCUGAACAAGGAAUCAGAAGGCAGUCAAUGGGACGGCUCGAACCCGAGUAACUCAACUAGCGCCGGGAGCGAUCUGCUCAGCAACCGCCAGAGCACCCCAACCAACACGCCGACCAAGGAGAAGUCUGGCGGCAUCAGGAAGGUUUACAGCACGGCGGACCGCAACGCGUCCCGCGAGAACGAGCGCAUGAGGGCUGAGGCGCGACGACUACAGGCCAAGGACCGGGCGGUUGGCAGGCGCGACUUCAGUUAUCAGCGUGCUGAGAGUUAUCAGGGACGCGGUGGUCAUGGUACUAUCGAGGAGGAGAGCGAUAUUGGCAAGAGCGAGAUGACGGGUAGCGGGUACUUGCUGGGUGAAGGCGACACGACCAGUGAUGUAGGAACCAAAUCUUACACUCAUCACAUCCCGGGCUUGUCGUCGGUAUCGAGCUCGGCUGGGGGCACAGACGUGAAGGAUUAUGCGGAAGAGAGAAGGAAGAAGCGCGGUGCAGAACGAGGGUACCGACGCGGGCAGUGAUGGGUGUAAGUUUCAUGAAAUGGAUGGCCUGGAUACAUGCCGCAAGAAGAUACGAGGCAUGGACAUGGGAUGAACUUUCAUGUUUGUUUUCAGGGCUGGUGUCAGAACUCUCAGAGGCAUCCUGCGAGGGAGGAUUUCGAUGGAUUUGUUUGCUAUGGUAUGCAUGAGAAACGAUGUAAAGCGUGAGAGAAGCCAUACGGCUGGAGGGGGGGGGUUCGAAGUCAUAAUGGCGUUUGCCUUUAUUUUUUUCUCUGGGUUGCUUCAGCGUAUGAGAGUUAUGUAUGUAGAAUAGGAUCGUCGAUCACUUAGAGAUUGAUUCAAGAACAAAAAUGAACCGAAUAUGUCAAUUUGGCCAGCUUAAUGUCGUAGUCUGUCGAGUGGACGAGGAUAGGGUUUGGAUCAGUCCGACUACUUGAGUAGGAGCUCAUAGAUGAG